AUGCUUCACCACCAGCCUCAAAUCCUUUCUCCUCUUCCGGAGAUGGGCUCCCAGAACCCCAACGCAUCUGGACUCCGUGCUCGCAAGAUGUCCGCCGCCGGAAAUCGUUCAUGGUCUGAAGAAGAGGAGACAUAUCUGCUUCAAACUCGCAUGCAGAAGAUGCCGUACAAGCACAUUGCUGUUCACUUGAAGAAGACUGAACUCGCUUGCCGUCUUCACUUCCACCAGCUGUCACACGGUAGUCACCGCCGCAGGCGCAACUCGUCGGUUUCUUCGACCGCUUCGUUCGGCUCUAUUGCGCAAUCUGUAUGCUCGAUGGGCACUGAUCAGGACGACUUCUCCCAGUCAUCUCGCCAAGCCUCGCCAAUGAGCUACACUGGAGCAUCUCACCACAUCAGGUCCGCGUCAGCGACUGCAUCGCCAGGCCGUAGUCAGCACAAGAUUCUGCUUCCCAAGCCCCGGACUUUCACUCCUCAGGGCUCACCUGAGCCCCACAAUGGACUCCGCAUCAACACCGAGGUUGCUUAUCAGCCACGCAUCGUCGACACUGACCGACUCCGUGCCAUCUAUGAGGCCCGUCGUCAGCAGUUCUGGUCGACUGUGGCCGCUGACUACGGCGCCGAUGUGUCUCCUGCCCAACUCGAGGAGAUUUGGCGUCACAGCUCCAGCGCUGUCCGCCCACCGACCCCUGAUGCAUCACCAGAUGGCAGCAUCAUGCACAACCCCAUUCUCAAGCCUUCCACAAUCCCAUACCUAUCGCCUGCCUACAGUGAGCCCAAGCAUUACAGCCCGAUGGAUACCAGCGCUGUUCCCGUGCCCGAGCGCAUGCCGUACAUGCUCCCCAUGCCAGUUCCGUCCACUGGACGCACUCGCGCCGGUACCUGGAGCUCUGCGCCAAGAGAUAACAUGCCCAUUGCGAGCCUCCUCACCGAGGACAAGAACCCUCGCCAGUUCUAG
Molecule: messenger RNA, 957 nt
Organism: Didymella exigua CBS 183.55
Lineage: Eukaryota; Fungi; Ascomycota; Dothideomycetes; Pleosporales; Didymellaceae
Exons: 2
Coding region: 1-957 (318 amino acids)
Source: RefSeq, a predicted model, not a curated record